Magnolia sinica is the source of this 964-nucleotide messenger RNA. RefSeq lists its product as uncharacterized. The record is from RefSeq and is a predicted model, not a curated record. The transcript has 4 exons. Bases 212 to 772 code for a protein of 186 amino acids. NCBI's taxonomy places the organism in Eukaryota, Viridiplantae, Streptophyta, Magnoliopsida, Magnoliales, Magnoliaceae.
UUGAAAUUAUUAGUCAUUUAAUUCCAUUAAUAAUGUGUUUUGGCAUGUAUGUAAUGUGGAAAAGGCAAUUGAGAGGAAUCUUACUAGUGAUGCCGAGGUUGGUAGGGCUGAUGUGUACAUCAGAGCCCAUACAACAAAGGAUGACAAAUUACAGUUUCCUGAAGCCUUUGAAAAAAUAAAGUCGAUUCAGAGUAGUAAUCCAACAUCUCAGAUGACCAAUGUAGAUGAUGCCCUUACACAGUCAAUUGGGAGUGAUAGUAGAGGGCGCAUGCGGGGUAUAGGUGGAAAUGUAGGCAAGAUUGCAUUGAGGAAGACAAUCCCUAUUAUAGAUAAGCUCAAUAUGGUGACGCGGGAUCGAGAUAAUUUGAAGGAGGAAGUAGGUGAAAUGAAGAAAAGCCUGGUAGACCUCCAUAUGAAGCUUAAUUAUAUUGUAGAAAAGCAAGGGGAACAGGGGGUUGUGGAUCCACCAACAAUACCUCCAUUUAAAUCUAGUCGUGCCUUGUCGCCUGAUUUGAUACAUAUUGGCAAGAGAUGCGAUCUUUGCGAUUGGAAGAAACAGGUAGUUGCUCGUGGUGAGGUGCAUGAAGUUGAUUCAACUGCCCAUGUCCAUGGAGCAGAUCUAGGCGAAGGAAAUUUUAGAGUUGUCUUGAUCGAGAUUAAAGCUUCGCACGUAGAGUUGUGGAAGGAAGAUGGUUAUCAUCAUACACUUGGAGAGGUCGGCGUAGGAGGAUUUGUUAUUUGGCCCAAGCUAUUUCUAACCAUCUAUCCAUGAUGUUUAUAAUUAGACAUUACAAAAACUGAGACAAUUUACUUUUAUUUUCAAACUAUACGGUAACAUAGACACUUAUCUUAAUAUUAUGGAAUGGAAUGUAUUCAACUCUCACAUCAGAUUACACACACAUAUAUGGAAUGGUAUGGAAUGCAUUUAUCACUCACAUUAGAUUACACCCACAUAUAUGGAAUG